Argentina anserina (silverweed cinquefoil) is the source of this 1902-nucleotide messenger RNA. Its product is annotated as pollen-specific leucine-rich repeat extensin-like protein 3. The coding region runs from base 1 to 1902 and encodes 633 amino acids. Lineage: Eukaryota; Viridiplantae; Streptophyta; Magnoliopsida; Rosales; Rosaceae. Gene Ontology annotation, molecular function: protein binding. The transcript has 2 exons. The record is from RefSeq and is a predicted model, not a curated record.
AUGAAAGCCUCAGGCUGCAUACUAUCUUUCCUUUUUGUCUUCUCUUCUAUCUCAUCUAUCUCUGUAGCUCUAACAGAUGCCGAAGCGUCCUUUCUUGUACGUCGCCAGCUGCUAACGCUCCCGGAGGGCGGUGACCUACCCGAUAACUAUGAAAAUGGGGUUCAGCUGAACAUGGAGUUCCCCAACCCUAGGCUUCGACGUGCAUACAUUGCACUCCAGGCUUGGAAGAAGGCCAUAUACUCUGACCCUCAAAAGAAAACUGCCAACUGGGUUGGUCCUGAAGUAUGCAACUACACAGGAGUGUUUUGUGAAAAAGCAAUGGAUGACCCAAAAAUCGACGUGGUGGCGGCCAUUGAUCUGAAUGGGGCUGACAUUGCAGGAUACCUUCCUGCUGAGUUGGGCCUAUUGCAAGACCUUGCCGUGUUCCACAUCAACUCCAACAGGUUCUGCGGUAUCGUGCCCCAAAGCUUUUGCAAGAUGACUCUCCUCUACGAGCUUGAUAUCAGCAACAACCGCUUUGUGGGUGAGUUCCCAGGAGUGUACGCAUGCCUUCGCCUCAAGUACUUCGACAUCAGGUACAAUGAGUUUGAAGGUUGCCUGCCACCUGAUCUCUUCAAUAUGGAUCUGGAUGCCUUGUUCAUCAACAACAAUAGAUUCGGAUGCCCUAUUCCUGAAAACAUUGGCAACUCUAAUGUGUCGGUUCUCGUCAUUGCCAACAACAACUUCGAGGGUUGCAUUCCUAGCAGCAUCGGGAAAAUGAGGAACCUGAACGAGCUCAUCUUCUCAAACAACAAACUAGGCGGGUGUGUGCCUCCCGAGCUCUUCCAAAUGUCGAGCCUGACAGUGUUGGACAUCAGUGCAAACUCAUUCAGCGGCAUCCUGACGAAAUCGUUCAAGGUCGAGAAUGUGGAGGAGUUCAGCCUUGCAAACAACCAGCUGACCGGGUUUGUUCCCGACAGCAUUUGCAAGCUGCCUGGUUUGAAGAACUUCACAUACUCCAACAACUUCUUCAACGGCGCAGCCCCCGAAUGUGUGCCUACCAAAAGACAGGACAUCGUGAUGGACGACUCAAGCAACUGCUUACCGGAUAGGCCUAAACAGAGGUCACCAAAAGAAUGCCAAGCAGUGGUGAGCAAGCCGGUGGAUUGCAGCAAGGCCAAGUGCGGAGGUGGCGGAGUGCCUCCAAAGCCGCCAGUGCCACAACAACCUCCCAAGGUAGAGACACCAAAACCACAACCACCAAAGGAGGAACCACACCCUCCUCCUCAUAACAUACAAAGCCCGCAUGCUCAAUCACCACCUCCAGUGUACUCGCCACCACCAGCUCCAGUCCACUCUCCACCACCACCGGCACCCGUCCACUCGCCACCACCCCCAGUGCACUCUCCCCCACCCCCAGUGCACUCUCCUCCACCACCAGUCCAAUCUCCCCCACCACCAGUGCACUCUCCACCACCACCUGUUCACUCCCCACCACCCCCUGUCCAAUCCCCACCACCACCGGUCCACUCUCCUCCACCACCUGUUCACUCCCCACCACCCCCUGUCCAAUCCCCACCACCACCGGUCCACUCUCCUCCACCACCUGUCCACUCUCCACCACCACCAGUCCAAUCUCCCCCACCACCAGUGCACUCUCCUCCACCACCUAUCCAAUCUCCCCCACCACCAGUGCACUCUCCUCCACCACCUGUCCAAUCUCCCCCACCCCCAGUGCACUCUCCUCCACCACCAGUCCACUCUCCGCCACCCCCAGUCCAGUCUCCCCCACCACCGGCUCCAGUGCACUCUCCGCCACCUCCAGUGAAGUCUCCACCACCACCGACUCCAACCUUCGUGCUGCCACCAAACCUGGGAUUCCAAUACCAGUCACCGCCUCCGCCUAUGUUCCCAGGCUACUAA